AUGCAAUUGAGUCUUGGUAUUACGCUCGUCGAUGCUGAGGAGAAAUCUAAACAUCAAAGGUAUCAGAGUUUUUUUAAUGGACCGCAAAGCUUUUAUCAGCAACAUCAAAUGAAAAAUAUUGAUAGUCAAAAGUGGUAUUAUUCAUCGGAUCAAAAACCAUUAACUUAUUCAUGGUAUUGGACAAAUCAAGAUGUACCUUCAUCGAAUUUUUUAAAUUCAUUCGCUUCGAAAGAUGCCGAUCCGUUAUCAAAUAGAAUGUGUGGAAGAAGUCCAAUGGCUAAUCGAUUCGGACGUAUCAUGGGCGGACAAGAUGCUGUACCUCAUUCAUAUCCAUGGAUGGUUUCAUUAACAAAACGAUCAUUAAAUAAUUUGCAUUUAUGCGGUGGAGUUCUUAUUACUAGAUUGCAUGUGCUUACAGCAGCACAUUGUAUGGAAGAUUUCGAUGGAAUCAAUGAUUUAAAUAUUGUAGCUGGCAAUCAUUUUAGUACUGACAAGAGAAAUCCAGCAUCAGUCAUAGCAAUUACUGUACAUCCACAAUAUAAUGCCGAUACAUUUGCUAAUGACAUUGCUAUUGUAACACUUCGUUCCCCAUUACCUGACAAUGAUCAACGUAUUGGUAUAAUAUGUUUACCACCUGAUGAUAUGCCAGGUAAAAUUUAUCCGCCUAUGAAAAUAUCCGGUGUUGCCACAGGAUGGGGAUCACUCUCGUUCGGCGGCGAUCCAUCCACAACACUUAAACAAGUUGUUCUACCAAUUCUUGAUGCAUCUAAAUGGCCAUGUAGUACAUAUAUUACUGAUUUGCCUGGACAAAUAUGUGCAGGACAACUUCAAGGUGGCGCUGACACAUGUCAAGCUGACUCAGGAGGUCCAUUGAUGAUAGAAAAUGCUGAUAGUCGUUGGGAAAUUAUUGGCAUAACAUCAUUUGGUAAAUCAUGUGGUAAGCCUAACACGCCAGGAAUUUAUGCACGUGUUGCCACUUACAAUAGUUUUAUUAAAUCAAUAAUUGGUCGCUCAAAUUACAGUCCGUAUUAUUCUUCUUUUUCAUCUUCUUUUUCAACUUCUUCUCAGUUAUGUUCAUUGAACAGAUUUUUAUUCAGUGCUAUUUUAUUUAUAGUAUUUUUUUAG
Molecule: messenger RNA, 1125 nt
Organism: Rotaria socialis
Lineage: Eukaryota; Metazoa; Rotifera; Eurotatoria; Philodinida; Philodinidae
Source: the annotation of a GenBank genome assembly